Molecule: messenger RNA, 1370 nt
Organism: Aaosphaeria arxii CBS 175.79
Lineage: Eukaryota; Fungi; Ascomycota; Dothideomycetes; Pleosporales
Product: acid protease
Exons: 2
Coding region: 88-1281 (397 amino acids)
Biological process (GO): proteolysis
Cellular component (GO): fungal-type vacuole
Molecular function (GO): aspartic-type endopeptidase activity
Source: RefSeq, a predicted model, not a curated record
GAGGAUUUCGCCGAAAGCGAAGAGGAAGCCCAGAGCGCGAUUGGCGUUGUCCAGCAGGACGUUCUCACUUUGGGUGGUCGUGUAUAUAUGACAAACGUGUCAUUGGCCUCCCAGUCAUAUACCCUGGUGAUUGACACAGGCUCUUCCGACACCUGGGUGGCUUCUACACGAUUUAGAUGUCUCUCGCCAUCUACGCGACGGCGACUCCCGCAGUCUUCCUGCGGAUUUGGCAAGCUUUUCAACAUUUCAGACUCACCUACAUUUGAGACCAUUCCUACGCAUGAUUUCAGCGUUCAGUAUACGGACGGAGAGUAUCUAUUGGGCGAGAUGGGAACCGAAGAGCUUGAAGUUGGAGGCUGGAGGACUAGGCAGACCAUUGGCGUUGUGGAACGAGGAUGGUGGAUUGGAGAUGGACUGAGCAGUGGAUUGAUGGGUCUUGCAUACCCUACGCUGGCGAGCGGCGUCAAUGAUCUGAACUACACCAGCAUUGCAUUUACACUAUUCGAAGACGGCACCGUACCCAGCAUAUUCAGCCUUGCCCUCAGUCGACCCUCUGUAGACAACCCCGUGGCCGGAGGCCUCCUCGCCAUCGGCGGCAUCCCCGACAUCCCACUCGACGGCGACUUCGUGUCCGUCCCCAUCCAACCCAUCAUAUCCGACCAAUACGCCUUCUACUCCGUCCCCGUCGACGGCAUCGCCGUCACACCCCCAGAAGGCUGGAUCCCGCCCACACGGCGGCGGCAACGCAAGACCCGUCCCUUCCACCGCCCCCUCCACCGCCAGACCACCAACAACCAAACCCACAUCUUCCACCUCACCUCCUCCCGCGCACACCAGAACCCUCAAGCCGACCCGGGCUCCUCCUCCGAAGACUCCGGCCUCGAAAUGAUAAUCGACUCCGGCACCACACUCAUCUACGUCCCAUGGGACAUCGCCGCGGCAAUCGGAUCCUUCUUCGUUCCCCCCGCCAUCUUCAACGAGACAUCGAACCUCUGGAUCGUACACUGCGACGCCGCGCUCCCGGACAUCGGCGUCAUCAUCGGCGGGAAGCUGCUCAAGAUCGACCCAAGGGAUCUGAUCGGGCCGGGUGGUGGCACGAUGGUGACGAAGAAUCAUGACGGCGUCGCGGGCGGCGUUACGAAGACGCAGAUGUGUGUGCCGAGUAUCCAGGGGAGGGUGAGUGGGGACUCGGUGCUCGGGGAUGCGUUUUUGAAGAGCGUGGUUGCGGUGUUUGAUGUGGGCGUUAAUGAGAUGAGGUUUGCGCAACGGGCGCCGUAUUAGAGGAUGGGGAUGGUUGUUGUGCGGUGGCAUAGUGUGGAGGUGGGAAGGGAAAGCCAGGCGGGAUCAGGGAAUACAUUUAGAUACCGUGG